AAACCAAAAGAGGAGGGUUCAGAGCUCACUGCGGCGUCUUUUAGAGCGACCGAUAGGCGGUUCUAAUUUAUUCUCAAACAUAUAACAUAGUGAGGUAUACCUCGGGUAUUAGUCUUUUCUAAAGCCCCAGGAGACGAAAGUGUAGUUCGAAGUGUCUUGAAGAAAAGGUCGAAGAGAAGAUAGAAAAUGGACGACAACUGCGAUGCUAAGAUGGCGACGUCUGGUAAAAGACAACACGAAAAAGAAUCCGCGCCGUCGACUAAAAGCAAGUCAACGGAGAAAAAGAGGGAAACUGCAGAAAAAGACGUCCAUCAAGAAGAACAUUCCCCUCAGACGCAAGGGAUCUCCACUUUGAAGCAGGAGAGUAACCAUUUCCUCCACGUUAACGAGGUAAAGAAAGAACCCUGCGUCACUCAGGGUGAGUGUCUUCUCGGGCCGAAGGAGGCCGAUGCCAACGAGUUGCCACUGACUGUUGACACUGUGAAGACUGAAGACCAUAAAGACAAACCACAAGACCAGCAGCUGAUUGGUCAUCAAGAAGAACAUUCCCCUCAGCCGCAAGGGGGGAUCUCCACCCUAAAGCAGGCGAAUCCGCAUUUCCUCCACGUAAAAAAGGAAGAGGAGGAACUGCGGAUCAUGCCGGAGAGAAAAUAUCGUCUACGGUCGGAGGAGGCUGAUCCCGCCAAGUUGCCACUGACUGUCGUCUCUGAAAAGACUGAAGACUAUAAAGACAAACUCUUAGCUCCACUGUCAGAUAGUGAGGCUGAAGACUUGGUUGAAGAACCUUCCAGCAGCGAUACAGGCUGCGAAGAUGACGCGAGGGACAACAAAAAGAAGACCGGAAAAAAAUGUUUUACCUGCUCAGUUUGUGCCAAAAGCUUUAGUCAAAAGGCAUAUUUGACUCGGCACAUGACAACACACACAGGUGAAAAACCAUUUGGUUGUUCAUUCUGCAGUAAAAAAUACAGUCAGAAGGCAAAUAUGGUGAAGCACAUGAAUAGACACACGGGAGAAAAACUCUUUAUUUGUUCAUUUUGUGGCAAAAGCUUCUUUGAAAAGAGAGAUAUGGAAAGACACGCGAGGAUACACACAGGAGAAAAACCCUACAGUUGCUCUGAAUGUGGCAAAAGUUUCACUCAGAAGGGAACUAUGGUAAUACACAUGAGCACGCACACCGGAGAAAAACAAUUCACUUGUUCAGUUUGUGGGAAAAGAUUCAAUCUGAAAUCAAUGAUGGUGCGACACAUGAACACACACACGGGAGAAAAAGCCUUUAGUUGUUCGGUUUGUAGUAAAAGAUUCAUAAAAAAGACAGACGUGGGAAGACACAUGAGAACGCACACAGGAGAAAAACCCUUCAGUUGCUCCGUCUGUAGGAAACGAUUCACUCAGAAGGAAACUAUGGUAACACACAUGCGAACACACACAGGAGAAAAACAAUUUAUUUGUUCAGUUUGCGGGAAAGGAUACACUCAAAAGUCCAUUAUGGUGCGACACAUGAAAACGCACACUGGAGAAAAACCCUAUGGUUGUUCCAUUUGCGGUAAAAGAUUCUUGAAAAAGACCGAUAUGGUAAGACACAUGAGGACACACACAGGCGAAAAACCGUUUAGUUGUUCAGUUUGUGGCAAAAGCUACGUUGAAAAGAGAGAUAUGAUCAUGCACAUGAGUAAGCACUCAGCUUAAUGACCCCUUUGGUUGCGCAGUAUUAAAGGAGCCAUAUGUAAUAAUCUGGCCAGAAAUGGUACUGCAAUUGCAAUCAACAUUCUGUAGUCCCCUCCCCCUCCCCCUGACUGAGGUUGCCAGAUACGCUGCCGAAUCCAGCUCGAUUGACUGGGCUAGCAGUCCAUUUUUGCGCUAAAAGAUUGUCAAAUAGUAGAAGUAAAAAGUGUCAUAUGUGAGAAGACGCUUAAAAAAUGAUCUGCUGUAUGUAUAUUACCAGAAUCUCCCAGGAUUUAAUUGCGUAACUGAUUGGCUGGUGACAACAUAAAUGUGGACUUAUUCCUCUACUUCCUUUUGGAAUACAGAAGUGUACAUCAGUGAUCAUGGAAUUGUCUUUGUUCCGUGACAAUGUUUUAGUGUUGUACAUGCACACAAAAGGCCCGAUUUACCAAAGGUUUGCUGGCACUAAAACACGUGCAAAGCUGAUCUACUAAACAUGUGCAAAGUGAAUCGCGUCUGUUAAGUGAGCGGAAUAGGGCUCGCAAUCCAUUUAGCGUCUCGGUCUUUAUUAAAAAUGUCGAUUAUCCGAAUGCCUACAAUACCAGGAGGGUUUGAUUCAGAUUUUUAUUAAGGAUCCGCAUUAGCUGGUUGCCACAACAACCCACUAGUCUUCCUGGGGUCCACAAACUCAAUACAACUACAAGUAAAACAUAUAAUUCCAUACCUGCCAACUACUCCGGUUUUCCCGUAAUUAGUACGGUUUUCAUCAACCAAUUCCGGGUUACGGUUGCAGUGAUAAAAAAUACGUUUUUUCAUUAAUUAAAAAAAAAAUUUUUUUUUUUAAAGUUUUAUUCACGAAAUCGCGUAACAACAAUGACAAUCGACACUGCUUCCCGUAACUUCCUAUCGAGCCAUUCCGAAUGCCAUGCGCGAGGCUAUUUAUAGCACCGCUGCCAAGCACGAGGCACCAGUUGCCCAUUGUUUCCAAACGAGCGAACGAUCAUGGAAUCAGCCGGAGAAAAAUCGCAAACGAGUCUUAAACCGAAAAGAAAACUGCAGUCAUUCCGUGAAGAAUAUUCAAAAGCCUAUCCGGGAAUAAUUAUCCGUUCCAAAAAGGGUGAAAACUACGCGAAUUGCACCUUGUGCAGACAAGAUUUUUUCGAUCGGACACGGAGGAAUUAGCGAUGUAAAAGACCACGUUGGGACAAAAAAACACAAGUCUAAUGCCGUUGCUAAAUUUGGAUUUUAGCCACAAAAAGGU
Messenger RNA from Nerophis lumbriciformis (worm pipefish), 2923 nucleotides. Lineage: Eukaryota; Metazoa; Chordata; Actinopteri; Syngnathiformes; Syngnathidae. The record is from RefSeq and is a predicted model, not a curated record.